CGGAGGGAAAAUCUAUAGGAUCCUCACGUGAGUGGACUUGCUGGAGCGUAGGCCAGCAAGGGAGGGGGAAGAGCACUUUGUUAUCCCUCCCAGGCUACGCAGGCCUCACUGAGAAUGGGCAACAAAGAGGAAGAGGACACUGAGGAAGCCUGGCUACAGCUGCGGCCUGUGGAGCCCUCUCCUUCCCAGUGCUGUGGCAGUGGCUGCUCACCCUGUGUGUUUGACCUCUACCACCGAGAUCUGGCAAGGUGGGAGGCAGCCCGAGCUAGCAAUGACAGGAGCCUGUUGAGUGGGAAGCAGUCACAGAGCUGCCCUUCCAACCUGAGCCCAGAGACCUUCCUGGCUUUCCACAUCAGUGCUAUGGACAAAAUUACUAAGGACACCUACCAUGUUCGAUUUGCACUACCUGGAAACAGCCCACUUGGCCUGCACCCUGGGCAGCACCUCGUCCUACGAGGGAUAGUAGAUGACUUGGAAAUUCAAAGAGCCUACACACCCAUCAGCCCUGCCAAUGCAGAAGGAUACUUUGAAGUUUUAAUCAAGUGCUACCAGACCGGGCUGAUGUCCCGGUGUGUCAAGUCCUGGAGAGUGGGAGACAUAGCUUUUUGGCGAGGACCUUUUGGAAGCUUCUACUAUAAACCAAACGAGUAUGGUGAGCUCCUCAUGCUGGCUGCAGGCACAGGUCUGGCCCCCAUGGUUCCCAUCCUAAAGAGCAUCACAGACAGUGCAGAUGAUGAGACCUUUGUCACCCUGGUCUGCUGUUUCAAGACCUUUGAGGGCAUCUACCUGAAAACCUUCCUCCAGGAGCAGGCCCGUUUCUGGAAUGUCCGCACUUUCUUCGUACUCAGCCAGGAGACCUCCCCAGAGCAACUUCCCUGGAGUUACCGAGAGAAGACCCACUUUGGUCGCCUGGACCAGGACCUGAUUGAAGAGCUGGUUGGUUGUUGUCGGAGAAAGCCAUUUGCCUUGGUCUGUGGCUCCCCCAAGUUUACUGAGGACAUGGCCAAGUACUUGCUGUGUGCAGGCCUGACCAAGAACUCCUACUUCCUCUUCUAGCUCUGGUCUCUUUGCAAAGCCCAACCAGGGCUUGCUACAGGGACGUGGGAAGAAUCUCAGACUAGAACCAGAAGUCAUGGCGCCCAGGCAUGGCACUACUGCUCACUUGCCAUGUGACCUCGGGCAAAUGUCUUCACCUCUGAGGAUUUCUAUUUCUUGUCUACACUAUGGGGUUAGUCAUUUCCUCCUGGCAUCCUGCUUCAUGGAGGGAGGACAGGCUGUGCGAGCCCUGAGGCAGCAAGCAGCCAGCCUUGGAGUCAGGGAGGACUCCUCUAAGGAAGCCAAGUCCAGGAUAAGUAGCAGUUGGACAGGAGAAGGGGGAGCUGCCCUGGUCCCUCCAAUUAUAAGACCCUUUUAGGAGCUGUAACUGUGGUGACCAGCUCAGAACACCUAAGUUAUCCCUCAGUGUUUAGGGAAUGACCCCAGGAGAAGUAAUUGCUCUUUGGAAAAGGACCUUAACUUAUAUACCUUGUGCACUGAAGGCCUUGGAUUCUGGCUUGCCAGCAUUUGUGGAGCAAGGCAUUGCCCUAGACAACCUCUGUCUUGGCCCCAAGCCUGUCCCACUGCACGCGGCUUUGCACUCUGUCUCCCUUCUCUGACUCUAGAGCCUGGCCAGCCCAGAGCCCUUUCCUCAGCGUAAGAAGAGGCCCGGAGGCCGGCACUUUCCCUCCUCCCACAGGUGGCUGGCUCAGCCCGAGCCUUCAGCUGGGUGCCCUGGUGACGGUUGCUAAGGAGAUCUAAAGAUAGAGCAGGAGACCUGGGUCCCUCUCCCAGCUCUGCCCACUGAGUGGUUGCUGAUUCAUUUCCCCCCAGCCCUCCCCAUCCCACUCCCUCCAUCCUGCACAGGGCAUGCCCCCUUCAGGGAGCCUGGUGCCCCUGGGCGGUGCACUGCACUUAAUGAACGCUGCUUUUUGCGAUCUGGGUUCCAGUGUGCUGUAUCCACACGUGCUAGCUACAGGUCAUCCCCAAACUGGAAUUCUAAGCAGUGGAAACUUAGCCAUGGUACCUUAAGAACUAGGCUUUUGCAGUCAUAAAUUUCUAGUCCUCAUAUCAAAGCUGACAGUUCAGGAUGCUAGAAAACAUCCAGUCCAACAGAGUGGUAUAAAUGGGGAAAUCAAGGCCCAGUGAGGCUAAAUGACUUGCUCAGAGUGAAAGAGUUAACAGCAGAACCGGUGCCACAAGUUUCCUUAUCGCAACCCUGUUCUCAGUUCUCCACCAGUGGUUUUCAAAAUGGACUCCACAGGGCUCUUGCAUAGAUGGCAGCAGUGAAGAGAUGGCCAGAGGGAUCUCCAGACCCCACUUCAGCCAGAGCCAUUCUAUUUUUAUCCUAUUUAUAUACUGGGAUGUGGAGUAAUUUUGUCAGAAAGGAUUUUCCUGUCCCUCCCCAAAAGUUGCAACAAAUGUGCUGUAUCACGUUCACCAAAUAGUCUUGAUAAGCAACAGAAGGACGCUCAAAGGGUUCACACUGUUCCACAGGAAGUGAUUCUGUGCCAGGUGGAGGAGGGGCUGCUGGUGUGACCUUCUCCAAGAACCAUGCAUGUGAGCAUAUUAAAGGCUUCCAGAAGACCAUGUGUUUCAUUUGGUUUGACCCAGAGUUUCUCAGGCGUUUUCCUGUGGAACACUUCUGUGGGGCCAGGCCCUCCCCAGCACAGUGUGAUGAAAGGAAACCUCCUGCCAGUGUCGUCCUCCUGCUGCCCUCUGCCAGUACAUCCUAUGGAUUCUGCUCGCAGGGGUUUCCGGGGGCAAUUAUGAGCUGAACUCUGUUCUAGACCUUAGGAAACAACAGUGGGCAGGUGCUGCCUUUCUGUUGGGAAGCUCCAGCCUAGCCUGGAAGGCAGGAGUUAAACUUGUAGAUCUGGAAGAAAUGAGUGUUAUAAAAAUGGAGUGUGGAGUACCAGGGCUACGUAGCCAGAGGCUGCCAGGGACAUGCCACUGUGCCACUGUGGAUGGAGAAUACUCUCACUCAAAACUAGGGGUGGAGUUGGGGUCCUCACUUAAAGAGUAAAGGUUGGGGGCAGUUCCUGUAUGUUUUUCUUUGUACCAUUUUAGAGAUUUGAUGUUUAGGUAUUAGUCAAGGUCACCUAGUGGUCAACAGCCCCUCUUGCCCUAGAGUGGUUAUCCUUCCCCUCGCUCCACUUAGAGUCUUUGCAGUCUGGGUGCUAGUGGGAUCACUUGCCAUGGGACAUUGAUGUGGACCUAGCCAUGCCUGUCACCAGACACUUGAGAGCAUGUAUCUGGUGUUGUGUCUUGCAGGGUGCCAAGGGAGCCCCAGAAGAGGAGAAGUGGUUGAGAUGUAUAAAAUUAGAUCUCUCGGGAUUGGGGGCAAGAGUCCAGGCAGCUGCCCAUUCCUCCCAGCUGUCCUGUUGGUGCCCCAUGCAGGCUGUGGGAGGCAUGCUGUGGGUACCAUGUGAUAUUGCAAUGGGAGAAGGGAAACUUAGGAGCACGACAUCACCCAAAGGCAUCAGGAGGUCAACAAAGUGUCCACAGUUCUGUGAUCAGACAGGUCUCAGACUUGCCUCACAAAUUCUGAGCUUCAGGAACAGCCACCAGCUCUAGGCCCAGGCUCUCCCCUCUGGACCCUUCUCCACACUAUAACUAUCAUUUUCCUAAUGUGCAAAUCCAAGCCUGUCACUGUCCUACUUAAAGUCCUUCCAUGGCUCCUUGUUACCUUCAGGACAUGGCAUCUCAGUUCUGCUUACCUCUCUCGGCCUGUCCUGUGCUGCCGCCUGCCUUGCACCCACCUCUAACACUCCACAGGUGUUCUCUGGCGUCAUUGCUCCCUUCACGCUUGCUGUUCCUGCCUGGCCAGCCUCCUGACUUCCAGUCUCCCACUCUCAUUUUGUGCCUCCUCAUCUCCUGAACUCCUGGUUCAGCAUCUCUUCCUUGGGAAGCCUUGCCGCCUUUUCCACCCCAGACUAGAGCAGUGAGUGGAGACUCUUGAGUUCCUCCACUGCCACACCCGUCAGUGAGCACAGAAAGACCCUGCAUCACCAGCAGAGAUGGUGCACUGUACAUCCUGAAGGUCCAACACCUGAGUGAUGAGCAGUAUUCAUAGAGCAAGUGACAGGUGGCAGAAUGCUUUUCAUCUUCAGCGAAGCACAGAAUCUUCACAAAUAUUUAUGCUAUUUGGUUAUCCCAAUUUACAGAUGAAGAAACUAAGCUUCCAAGUCAUCAGGCAAUUCUCCAAGGUUAUGUAAGGGACACAAGUUCCAACCUGUGGUGAUGGUUAUAAAGGUCAUAUAUGACACAUGGGUACACCUGGAUAUGUGUAUAAAGAUUUUUAUUGCUGAACUGUUUGAAACCGCAAAAGCUAAAAACUGUAUGUCCCUGAAGAAAAGAAUAAAUGAACAGUUCCUCUUUG
Sciurus carolinensis (gray squirrel) is the source of this 4417-nucleotide messenger RNA. RefSeq names its product NADH-cytochrome b5 reductase-like (gene Cyb5r5). The transcript has 7 exons. Gene Ontology annotation, molecular function: oxidoreductase activity. NCBI's taxonomy places the organism in Eukaryota, Metazoa, Chordata, Mammalia, Rodentia, Sciuridae. Bases 115 to 1056 code for a protein of 313 amino acids. The record is from RefSeq and is a predicted model, not a curated record.